GGGCUGUUCUGUGUCAAUGGAGGAGGAGGCCGGGGAGGACCCGGGGCUGGGCAGGCCGGCAGCCCCCAAAGACUUCCGCUUUUAUCACAUGGACCUGUAUGACUCUGAAGAUAGACUGCAGCUCUUCCCAGGAGAAAGCAGCAGAAUCGGGAGGGAAGUAACCCAAGCUGAACUGACCAGAGAGCCAAGAGGGGCAGGGGACAGUGAGGACCUCCAGAAGGAAGCAGAUGAUUUUGAACAUUUAUACAGGCUUGAAGACGACCGUGAGCUAGGGGAUGGAUUUAUGGAUGAACACAGACUGGGGACUUCGGGGUAUCCUUCUUAUGGGAUGAGGAGGAGGGACCCAGGCAGGGAGCAGAGAGUCUGGGGGCUUAGUGGUGAGGCAGCUGAGGCCGAGGACCUGGACUACGGAGGGCAAGGCCCUCCUGACCAGUGCCAAGACCUCCGGGAAGCCUACAGGUACACACACGGCCGAGCCAGCGAGGAGUACGAAUGCUACGUCAUCCCAGAGGAGGAAGAUGAAGAAGAGCCUGCUGAUGGCUUCUGUGUCACUUGCAAAACUCCAGUAAGAACUGUUGAGAAGGAUUUUGAUAUACACAAGGAACAUGAAGUGACCCCAAUCAGCAAAGCUCUGGAACAUGCCAAGGAUGAAAUUCACAAAAAUAUGUGCAAAUUGGAACAGCAGAUUAUUGAGAUGGAAAAUUUCGCUAGCCACCUGGAAGAAGUGUUCAUUACUGUGGAGGAGAAUUUUGGAAGACAGGAACAAAACUUUGAGUGCCAUUACAAUGGGAUCUUGGAAACCCUCGCUCAAAAGUACGAAGAAAAAAUUCAGGCUCUGGGGGAGAAAAAGAAAGAGAAGCUGGAAGCCUUAUACGGACAGCUGGUCAGCUGUGGGGAGAACCUCGAUGCCUGCAGAGAGCUGAUGGAGACCAUCGAGGAGAUGUGCCAUGAGGAAAAGGUUGAGUUCCUAAAGGAUGCAGUGGCUAUGACUGACAGACUGGGGAAAUUCCUGAAAACCAAGACAGAUGUGGAGCUCUCUGCUCAGCCCGAUUUUGAAGACCAGACCUUGGACUUCUCUGACGUGGAGCAGCUGAUGGACUCCAUCAAUACCAUCCCAGCUCCUGCUGCUCCAGUGAUAAAUCCCCAGGCGCCCAACUCCGCCACAGGCUCCUCAGUCCGUGUGUGCUGGAGCUUAUAUUCUGAUGACACCGUGGAGAGCUAUCGGCUGUCCUACCGGCCAGUGCGGGACAGCUCAUCUGGCAAGGACCAAGCAGAGUUCACCAAGACGGUCAAAGAAACAUAUUGCUCAGUGACAAAUCUUGAGCCAAAUACCCAGUAUGAGUUUUGGGUCAUAGCUCAGAACAGGACCGGCCCCAGCCCCUCUAGUGAGCACGCAGUGUAUAUGACAGCUCCCUCUCCUCCCUCUAUAAAAACUGAGGCAAUUGGAAGCUGUGAAGAGGCUGCUCUGAUUUGCUGGGAGUCUGGGAACCUGAAUCCUGUGGACUCCUACACAGUGGAGCUAAUCCAGGCAGAGACACCAGAAGCCUUGGGGGUAACUGAAUCAGUUGUAGGCAUCCCGACCUGUGAAUCCCUGAUCCAGCUGCAGCCCAGACACAGCUAUACCAUCUACGUUCGAGCCCUCAACGUGGGGGGCACCAGUGCCAGAAGUGAGCCUGCUACAGUACACACCACAGGAAGCUACUUCCAAUUGAACAAAGACACCUGCCAUCCCUGGCUGACCAUUUCUGAAGAUGGGUUUACAGUGGUUCGAAGUGAGAAGAAAAGUUUCAGAAGGGAGCUGCCACCCAGCAAGACGCAGUUUACCAGGAGCGUUGCUGUCAUGGGAAAUCUAAUUCCAGUCCGAGGCCGCCAUUACUGGGAGGUGGAGGUGGAUGAGCACAUGGACUACACUGUUGGGGUGGCCUGUGAAGAUGUCCCUAAACAGGAAGACCUGGGAGCAAACUGCCUGUCCUGGUGCAUGAGGCAUAUAUUUGUCUCCAAAAGGCAUCGGUAUGAGUUUCUGCACAACAGGACAACGCCGGACAUCAGGAUCACAGUUGCUCCAAAGAAGAUCGGCGUCCUGCUAGACUACGAGAACUCCAAGCUGUCCUUUUUCAAUGUGGACCUUGCUCAGCACCUGUAUACAUUCAGCUGUCAGCUCCACCAGUUUGUACAUCCCUGCUUUUCCCUGGAAACGUCUGGAUGCCUAAAGAUCUGCAACGGCAUUCCGAUGCCAAAGCAUGUCACUUUCUUUUAGGCCCUGCUAGCAGAAGCUAAAGCUCACAUUAGUGUCAGUAGAUGGUUUACUGGAACCUGUUUCACCUGAUGUGGACUUAUCCUGUGUGCUGUGGCCUGCUGAAGCUAGAGGAGCCUUUAUCAGGCUAAGCUGUUAAAUGAGGGCUCUUGUGGGGUUGAAUUCUUGUAGUAUCAAACUGCAGUUUAUGGAUAUGUAAAGUAUUUCAGGUCUCCUAAACUUAUAGACCUAGGGAGAGGGUCAGGGAAGUCAUGAUGGCAUCAGCAGCCCCUGUACAUUUGUGACAUUUCACAGUUUACCAAGAACAGACUAGGGAAGGCAAGAAACUCUUACAGAAAAGAAGUCAGGUGCCCAUCUCAAGGCCAUCAUGGUAGACUGAAUAAGAAUGGUUCCCAUAGGCUCACGUAUUUGACUGCUCAGUCAUGGGUGGGGGCGGGCCUAGGAGUGGCACUACUUGAAAAGGAUUAGACCUGUUAGGAGUCCUGGCUUUGUGGAUCAGAAUAUACCUCUCCACUGCUGCUCCAGUGCCGUGAGCACUGCCAUGCUUCCUGCCAAGACAAUGGGCUAACCCUCCGAAACUGUAAGCCAGCCCCCAAUGACAUGUUUGAUUUUUUUAAGCAUUACCUUGGUCAUGGUGUUUUUUCACAGUAAUAGAACAAAAUACAGAAAUUGCUAUCAAGGACUGGGGUACUGCUAUAACAGGUGUGACCAUGCUGUUUGUUGGAAGAAUAUGAAAGACUUUGGAAUUUUGGACUAGAAAAGUGGCUAAGUACUUUAAGUGUGACUAAUGGGAGCAUAGAAGACACUGCUGAGGUGAUCUGAACUGUGGGGCUCAGAGAGCAAGAAGUUUAAGAGGGGAUGAAUAACAGUAAGUGGCCAAUGGACCAUUCUUGUGAUAUUUUAUCAAAGAAUAGGGCUGCUUUUUGGCCCCUGCCCUAAAAAUCUGCCUGAGGUCAAAUUGAAGAGUUUUGGAUUAACAGCUUUAACAAAGGAGAUUUCAAGACAGCCUGGCCUUGACCCUGCCAAGAGGCUGAAUGACUACUCUUAUGUGUACCUAUAGUGAAAAGGAGAAAGGGGGACCGGAGCAGUGCAAGACAUACAGUUUGAGGAGAGAAGAAAAACUAGGAAAUGAUUUCUUAGAGCCAAGUGCUGUGCUCAAGGGGACAGACAAGUUUAAAGAAGGCUAAAUGGAAUAAAGGAGUGGUGACCUCAGGGCAAUGCCCACCCAGCUGAGCUUCCAACUUGUGACAGGAAUAAAGGAAAGCUUAAGCAGCAAAGGAAGCCAUCAACUGAGAGCUGGUGCAAACGGUAACUGAAACUGAAACAGGUGGCCAAGUUCCAGCCCAGCCAGCAGAGCUUGGUAGCCUCAGCCAUGUGCUUCUUUCUGGCUUUAGAGUUAAGAAUAUAAGACAGGAGACUGAGGAAGCUUCCUCCACAGUUAAGAAAAGGCCCACACACCACUGAGGCCAGGUGUGUCAGGAGUGUCCCAGAGGCCCAGAAGGGAUUUGAAGUUGUAAAGGUGAUGCCUGAUUGCCCUUAAAACCUCAUGGUGUUGGAGAUGCCAGAGACGUGGGACACCUGCCAAGGACAGCUGCUAAGGGGGUAUAAAACCCACCCAUGAGAGAGAAAUGUGCUGCAGUCAACAAAGCUGGAAGGAGUUGGGGAUCUGAAGCACACUGACAUUAGACAUGGGGAUGCAGGAUGGGAGUUAGCCUUGUUAGGCUUAGGUCCACUAUUUGCUCAACACACUCCGUUUCCUCCCUUUUGGAUGGUAACGUCUAUUCUCUGCCACUGUAUGCUGGAAGUGUGUGAUCUGCUUUUUUAUUUUGAUCUUAUGGGUGAUACAGUUAAGAGAUUACCAUGCAUCUCAGAAGAGACGUUGACCGUUGGACUUGAAACAGUAUCAGUUGUACAGAGCCAUAUUGGGGCAGUCAUGCAUUUGGUUGGAGUUUGACAAUCCCUGGCUUCCGGCAGGAAUCUGCCUUUAGGACAUAAUAGGGAAGUAGGUUAAAGCAGGAAUUUUUAUCCUUAGGUGGAGUGCUAAGAGUGUACUUGACUAUGGGCAAGGUUAACUUCUCCCAGAUAGCCAGGAUCCUGCUCCACCUAGGGUGGAGUGCUGGGGGGGGGGGG
This is a messenger RNA of Apodemus sylvaticus (European woodmouse), 4384 nucleotides long. RefSeq names its product fibronectin type III and SPRY domain containing 2 (gene Fsd2). NCBI's taxonomy places the organism in Eukaryota, Metazoa, Chordata, Mammalia, Rodentia, Muridae. Bases 17 to 2257 code for a protein of 746 amino acids. The transcript is spliced from 12 exons. The record is from RefSeq and is a predicted model, not a curated record. Gene Ontology annotation, molecular function: protein binding.